AUGAAUAAACUCGUUAUCGCUUUGCAGGUCCGCAAGAGAAUUGUUCAUCCGAAAUUUCGAUAUAGAGCCACCCAGCCCGACAGAUUCGAUUUGGCAUUAUUGGAAAUGGUGACGAAGGCAGGCCGUGUUUUCCAUAUUUCUCCGAUAUGUCUUCCGGAUGCUCAUCUCAAACUGAGUGGGCGAAACGCAGUGGUUGCCGGAUGGGGAAAGAUUCAGCCCUCGAACGAGCUUAUGGGGACGAACGUUUUGAGGAGUGCCACUGUUCCUAUUCUGGACAUCAGAGAAUGUAUGGCCUGGCACAAAAUCAAACGCAUUACUGUUGACCUCCACCAUGAAAUGCUGUGCGCCGGCCACGAAAAUGGCAAACACGACGCUUGCCUGGGAGACUCGGGAGGUCCUCUGAUACUCCUGGAUCAAGGAAAGUGGACUUUGGUGGGGAUUACAAGUGCCGGCUUCGGAUGCGGAGAGCCACACCAGCCCGGGAUUUACCACAAGGUCCCCGUUACAGCGCAAUGGAUCAAGAGUGUUAUAAACAAAUGAAAGUUCGAAU
Molecule: messenger RNA, 550 nt
Organism: Leptinotarsa decemlineata (Colorado potato beetle)
Lineage: Eukaryota; Metazoa; Arthropoda; Insecta; Coleoptera; Chrysomelidae
Product: trypsin-7
Biological process (GO): proteolysis
Molecular function (GO): serine-type endopeptidase activity
Source: RefSeq, a predicted model, not a curated record